AUGGCGCUCGGGUCCGGGCGCGCGGCGGCCUGCGGUGGCCUCUGCUUGGCCGCCUACGCCCUGCACCUGGUGUGCCUCCGCGAGGGGUCGCUGCGGGAGGAGGCGCCGCUCGGGCAGGCGUCCCUGGCCGCGGCGGCAGCUGCGGCGGCGCCGGUGCCGGCGCGGUCCGUGCGCGGGUUCUCGAGCGGGCCAGCUGGCAGCCGCGGAGCAGCGGGGGAGGGUGCCGUGGCGGCCGUGCCGGCGAGUGAGGCCCGCGGGCCCGCGGGUGGCGGCAGGGGCAGGCCGCGAGGCAACGGCACGCUCGGGUCCCUGGACGUCGAGCGGGUCGCCUGGCUGCACCCUCCGAAGGCGGGCAUCUUAUGUCUCCCCGACUUUCGUGAACACCCUCUUUGGGUAUGCGUGCCGCGGGCUGAAGAAUGA
Messenger RNA from Prorocentrum cordatum, 420 nucleotides. The record is from the annotation of a GenBank genome assembly. Lineage: Eukaryota; Dinophyceae; Prorocentrales; Prorocentraceae.